AUGGAUCUCACCAACAUCUUCCGUCUCGUGAACAUCGCCGUGGGUGUGAUUAUGGUUUUGGGCGGUAUCAGUCAAUUCUUUCCCUUCUCAGUUGGCUCGUUAGUUGUCGGAAUAUAUGUUAUCAUCUUUGGUUUCAUUGUGGGCGGACUUGAAUUUCUUCCGCAAAUCCCCGAUUAUGUCUACCGUUACGCCUCGUUUCUCUUCUCUUUCCUUGGUCGCGGUGUUUUCUACAUCUUCGUUGGAUCAAUCCUGAUACACGACCAUGUCCUCCGUAUCAUUGCCGGAUCUAUCGUCGGUAUCAUCGGUGUUGGAUAUAUCGCGCUAGAAUUUGUGCCGUCCAUCGAACCUCCAACGAACAUGCGCGAGGCUGACCCAAGCUGGGGUGCCGAAGAGAUCUAA
Molecule: messenger RNA, 399 nt
Organism: Talaromyces atroroseus
Lineage: Eukaryota; Fungi; Ascomycota; Eurotiomycetes; Eurotiales; Trichocomaceae
Exons: 4
Coding region: 1-399 (132 amino acids)
Biological process (GO): vesicle-mediated transport
Cellular component (GO): Golgi membrane
Source: RefSeq, a predicted model, not a curated record